AUGGAAGACCACAACCAAGGCACCAAUCUAGACGUCUUCCCAUCUGAUCUAGGCGGAUGUCGCAUUCUACUAUGCACCGAGAGUCUUGGACCGGUGAACGGCGUCUCGCGCACGACCAAGAUGCUGGUUGAUCAACUCCGGGCCAAUGGCGUACUUGUUUCGGUCGUGGCACCGUAUAACCACACCAGAGUCAACACCUUUGCCCCCGCCCCUUCUCCUGGUGAAGGGUUUUGGUACAAUAGCCAAGAACUCCGCUUGGAUGGCUAUCCUCUACCAUUCAACCCCGAGCUUUCAAUAGCGAAUCCUAUUCGGCUUUCCGACUUAUUUGAACAGACUUUCGAUGGCCCCCCAGAUCUCAUCUACCUCGCCAGUCCUGCCUCCGUAGGAUUUCAAGUCAUGGUUCAGCUACGACAAUAUGUAAAGGAAUUGCAAGUACCAAUCAUAUGCAAUUUCCAGACUGACUUGGCUGGUUACUGCUCUAUUCUGUUUCCCUGGCCCCUGGGAGAUAUUGCGAACCGGAUAUUCGGUGUUGUGCAGGGAAACCUUUUCCGCGAUGAUACCGUCAAGACUAUCUUCUAUCCGAGCAACUUCGUCAAACGGUAUCUUGUCAACACUGCCGGUGUAUCGGAGAGGAAAUUGGCAGUCUUGACACGAGGAGUUGACGUCGAGGGGUUCAACCCGGCCAAGAGAAGCGAAGAGCUAAGAAACCAAUGGAGGCGAAACGAUGAGCUUGUCCUGUUCACCUGCUCCCGCAUAGCAGGUGAGAAGGGCUUUGGCUUCCUCGCGCAGGUAGCCACUGAGCUGGACAAGAGGGGGAUGAAUUUCGUAUUGGUCAUUGUUGGUGGCAAUAAGAACCCGGCCGUCGAACAAGAUGUAAAAGAUAUGUUUGCGUCCCUGACCGAGAAAGGAAAAGUAAUCUUCGUGGGAUUCAAGCUCGGCGAGGAGCUCAUGAAACAUUAUGCCUCAGCCGACGUCUUUUUGCAUUGCUCCAUCACCGAAACCUUUGGACUAGUCGUCUUGGAAGCAAUGGCCAGUGGUGUGCCGGUUAUCGCACGAGACGAGGGCGGCCCGAGUGAUAUUGUUCAGAACAACAAGACCGGCUAUCUCGUCCCGCCUGACGACCUGAAUGGAUUCGUGGAGAAAGUACUGCAACUUGGCCGUGAGCCGGACAAACGCAAAGAACUUGGGGCUGCCAGCCGCGCCGCUGCUUGUGAGACAUCGUGGGAGAGAGUGGGCAAUAGGGUUGCCUGGGAAAUGCUCCACGCGAUCGAACAAUCCGAGCAGGACAAGGCCACCACCCCUAACAUGGGACGACUUACCGACCAGCCGCCCAUGACGGCCAUAGCCAAGAAUGAUAUUCUACGGCGUUUUACAGAAGUAAAACUCGUCUUGGUGCGUUCUGUUAUAUUCGUAGCUUGGCUGUUCGUUUUUGGUUAUCUUGUCUUCGCCCACGUCCAUAAAUCAGUUAAGACAUACGUGCAACGGAUCUCUUCUUUGGCGAAGACCGUGGAUUGA
Molecule: messenger RNA, 1515 nt
Organism: Hypoxylon fragiforme
Lineage: Eukaryota; Fungi; Ascomycota; Sordariomycetes; Xylariales; Hypoxylaceae
Product: glycosyltransferase family 4 protein
Exons: 1
Coding region: 1-1515 (504 amino acids)
Molecular function (GO): glycosyltransferase activity
Source: RefSeq, a predicted model, not a curated record